GUUGACCUCGGUCUACUUGCGUGUUCUAUCCUGCUUGCACCUGAAUCCUGUCUCUUUCAUCCUCAAAAACGGCUUUUGGAGGUGGUGGCGUCGCCAGACGCACGGCGGAGGCUUCUUUCCGGUCACGGACUCCUGCCAUGGACAACCCAGGCAAUCCGAACAUACACACCAUCGUCAAGGCCCAAAUCGUUUUCCUUCUCUCGACGCUUACAGAGGAGAACUUCGAGCGAAACCAGCUAGAGAUUCGUUCCUUGUCGGAACAACAUGGAAUUGAAACCUAUCUUCACUUCAUUCGUCGUCUCAUAGUCCAAACCAACGGUAGAUUGGCAACAAAUGGCUCGAAUACUACAUUCGAUGCCUCUAGUGCCUUGACUUUUCGCCUCCUGGUCCAGGAAGUGCAGCGCCUCGCGCGCGAUCCUUACCUAGCAGACCGUUUUCGAGAUGGCGUGGAUAAGGGCGAAGGGGAUGCCUUCCGCAAUUUCGACUUGGGGCGUUUUGUUGAUAGGAUAGGACUGCGUCCUCUAGAGCGAGUGGUAUUGGCUUCUUCGAUCGUGGCGGCUCCGACUCGCAAGGAGCUGACGACGCAAGCAGUCAACUUGAUUCGCUCGGAUUUCGAGAACGCAGUGUUGGCUCUGUGCCAGCAUCCCUCAUUCGACCAUGCAGACCUGAAUCCAAAUCAAGUGGCGAAAUUGAUGUCGAACCUUGUUUGUGAUGUUGUGCCAGACGGUCCGCUCUUAGAUGCCACUCAACGACAAGCCUUGAUUGCUGCCACUCAGUCCAAGUACGGACUCGAGAUACUCUCCCCCAUCCUACAGCGAUUGUUGCCUACAAUGAGUCUUCCACCAGAUACGACGCUGGUUCAAGCGUUGGUUCAAUUGGGCCCCGAUAUCACUAGCGACGUCGACGUGAUUCGCGCUCUUCUUACCCGAUUUAACAUCGACGAAUCCAACCCCCCUACCGACGACCAAGUUAGCGAUCUUUUCUCCAAUUUGACCCGAUUAGCAGGUGAAGGCGGUAUCUUGUGCGACGCUGGCGCGCUUGUGAGGGCAUUGAGUAGUCUUAACCCGAAUUGGGCGAACGUCAUUAUGGCCUUCGACCGGCCGGAUAGACAAACUGUUGAUACCGCCACUCUGAAACUCUUGGUGGCUAUCCUUGUCAACUGUCCACAGAACGCUGAGAGGCACGCAGUUACUGGGUUCUGGCAGCCGUGGAAGAAUCAGCAAUAUCAGCUUCGUCUGUUGGACGCGCUCCUAUCUCUUCCAGCUGAUACCUUUAGCUUCGUCAACCUUCCUGUCCAUCCCAUUGUGACAGUGGACGAUGUAAACGGCGCUAGCUCUACUGUCAAGGCCCUUGCGGCCAACGUUCAAGGCCACUCGUGGAAUUCGAUCGAGCUCUUUGAGGUCCUCAUUAGAGCUGCGGAUUCGGAGUCGACCGAAGUUAGGAACCUCGUGCGCGAGAUGCUUGACAAGGCAGUCAAGAUUAGUGCAGAGCUAGUUCAUCUUGGUUUGCUUCAAAAUGUACCAUGGAACCAGAUUCGGCUGGAGUACUCACAAAGAUUGCUCACAAUGUUCCUGGCUGGACAUCCCAACCAUCAACUAGUCUUUAUGCGUAUUUGGCAGAUCGACCCCAACUACCUGACCACUGCAUUCCGCGAGUAUUACGAGGAAAGCCCCUUGAACAUCACUCGCAUUCUCGACGUCGCCCAAGACCUCAAGAUUUUGGACACUCUUUUGGAGACGCGGCCGUUCAUCUUUGCCCUCGAUGUGGCUGCACUGGCUUCCCGACGAGAAUAUCUCAAUCUCGACAAGUGGCUCGCUGACCAUGUCACCGCUCACGGUGCCGAUUUCCUCCAUUCUGUCAUCACAUUCCUAGAUAUGAAGAUGGAGACCGAGAAGGCUACAAGGGUUUCUGAUCCCGCCCCCGAACACACCAGCAUGCCACUCAAUCCUCAAACUAUCACUAUUUUCCUACGCACGCUCCGAAACAGCUCCAACCUCCUUCACGAAAGCGACAUUGACUACUGUCUUGAAGUCCGCAACUCAUGCCUCCAAAUCCAUCCUCGUCUAAUGAACUUGUCUCCAGGCUCAGACUCUGAGCCAGGUUUCCAAGUUGUCAGCUACUCGCCGGAGAUCGAGGCGGAGGUGGACGCCAUCUAUAAACAAAUGUAUGAUGAACAUAUCACAAUCGACGAGGUGAUUGCCUUGCUUCAGCGAAACAAGAACUCGAACAAUCCUCGAGAUCACGAGAUCUUCUCCUGCAUGUUACACUUCCUGUUUGACGAGUACAAGUUCUUCCAGUCCUUCUAUCCUCCUCGCGAGUUGGCCAUGACUGGUUACCUCUUUGGAUCCCUUAUCCAGUAUCAGCUAGUAGACUUCAUCCCUCUAGGUAUUGCCAUCCGCUACGUGCUGGACGCUCUGAACUGCGGUCCGGAUUCGAACUUGUUCAAGUUCGGAAUGCAGGCGCUGGCGCGCUUCGAGUCUCGUCUAUCGGAGUGGCAGCCACUGUGUCAUGCGCUGCUCAAGAUCCCACAUCUCUUGGAAGCACGCCCGGAGCUGGUUUCUGUCCUGAACCGCGCGAUCGCGAGUGCAGGAGAUGGCGCAAGCGCUAGCUCGGAUCUGCGAUCGCUCACAACGCUCGACCCUCCUCCAGUCUUCACUGCCAUCCAACCUGAUCGGGUCGAGGUCGAACCAGAGCAUCCGCCAGAGGAAGUUUCGGAUAAGAUUCUCUUCAUUGUUAACAACCUUGCUGCCAACAAUUUCGAUGCUAAAUUGGCGGAAAUGCGGGAGCAAUUUGACGAGAAGUAUGCUCGAUGGUUCGCUAAUUACCUCGUAGACCAGCGGGUCAGCACUGAGCCAAACAACCAUCAACUUUACAUCCGAUUCCUUGACGCGCUGGACGGAAAGGCACUAUUCAAGUUUGUUCUCCAUGAAACGUUGGUCAAGUCUGCGGUCUUGUUGAACUCCGAGAAGACGGUCCAGCUUGGAUCGGAGAGGACGAUCUUGAAGAAUGUGGCGUCAUGGUUGGGAUCCAUCACCUUGGCCCGUGACCAGCCUAUCAAGCACAGAAACUUGUCCUUCAAAGAUCUGCUCAUUGAGGGAUACGACAACAACCGGUUGGUUGUCGCUAUCGCUUUCGUUUGCAAGACCUUAGAGCCUGCCUCCAGAUCAAAGGUGUUCCGCCCUCCAAAUCCGUGGUUAAUGGCGGUGAUCAGUUUGCUUGCUGAGCUCUACCACUAUGCGGAGCUCAAACUGAAUCCAAAGUUUGAGAUUGAGAUUCUUUGCAAGGCUUUGGACAUCGACCUUGACACCGUAGAAGCCACCACAAUUCUUCGUAACCGUCCACUCACCGACACCUUGGCUGGCCCGCCGCUUCCCGACUAUGUCACCGAUAUCGAUUCUCUGCCCAUUGGUGGAUACGAUCCUACUCAAAUGCAAGCUGAUUCUCAGGUGUUGGCAUUAGGACCAUCUAGCCCGACUGAGACGCAGCGUGUCCUUGGCGCGCAUAUUGAAAAUAUUCUCCAGAACAUGCUACCGCAUGUCCAAAUCAGUCCUCAAUUGGCACCUCUGCACACCAACCAAUCGUUCAAGCGUGCUGUGCAGAUGGCUGUCGAUCGCGCCGUACGAGAGAUCAUUCUUCCUGUUGUUGAGCGAUCAGUGACCAUCGCUGGAAUUUCCACCAGGGAGCUCGUGGCGAAGGAUUAUGCUACAGAGCUCAACGAUGAAAAGGUUCGCAGGGCCGGGCACUUCAUGGCUCAGAAGCUGGCUGGUAGUCUUGCGCUGGUAACUUGUAAAGAGCCUUUAAAGAGCAACCUCGGCGGUCACAUCCGACAUUACUUGACGGAAUAUGGAUUCAACGAGCAAAUGGUUCCCGAUCAGGUUUUCACCGUACUCGUUCAAGACAACUUGGACCUUGCCUGCCAAGCCGUUGAGAAGGCUGCUAUGGAUCGUGCUCUUCUUGAUGUGGAUGAAGGAUUCGCCUCUGCCUUCGAAAUUCGCCGGCGACAUCGCGAGACGCGGCCUGGUCAACCUUUCUGGGACCCCUCGGUCACCCAUUCACCCUUUGCCAAUUCAUUGCCAGAUCCUUUGCGUCUCAAGCCUUCUGGCGUUCAGCCGCAACAAGCUGUAGUAUAUGAAGAUUUCGGCUUAGAUAUCAAGCGCAGGAUGGUCGCUAGUAGACCGGGUUCCACGGUGUCUUACGGCCGUAACGAGCAUCUCCCGUCUUCUAUCUACGCGUCCUCUCCCGGACCAGAACAGGCUUUGGCUGGCAGCCAGGCCUUCUUGACCCACCAAGAAGCCAUGGACCGCUUUAACGCUAUGACCAAGAAUUUGGAGGCUGUCAUGUCACAACUUCCUGUGCAAUCUCUCGCUUCUCUGCCCCCGACGCAUGAGAUUCGAAAUCUCGUUCGCCAGAUUUUAUAUCUCGCCACGGAUUCGAUGGAUCGCCACCGUACUCCACUACUGAUGUCGCAGAAGAUCGUUCAGCUCUUGUAUAAGACCCCCACACAAAUGGGCCGCGAAAUCUACGCCGCUCUGUUGGACCAAUUGUGCAACAACUUCGAGGACGUUGCCAAAGAGGCGAUUACCUGGUUGAUCUAUGCGGAGGAUGAGCGCAAGCUGAAUGUACCUGUGACCGUGACAUUAAUGAGGAGUGGUCUCGUCAAUAUCACGCAGGAAGAUCAGCAGCUAGCGAAGUUGCUCCUUGCUGAUCCCAGACCCAUUCUUCUCAAUUUCGCAGCUGGUCUCAUCCGAGAAUGCUUAUCUAGCGACCCGCCUAUCGCUUCUCAAGGAUCAUUCGCCUACACACUUGAGGUCCUGACACAAUUGGCGCAAGCCGGAAAGGCGAAUGAAGAGGUUCAUAGGUUGCUCGACGAUUUGCGAGGUGUACGAAGGCCAAUAGCACAGGCUGUCCCGGAUACAGUUCCAGGACGACUGUCCGUGAAGCCCGAGACUGAACAGCUCAGAGAGAAACUUUUCAUCUGGUUCCAACAAUGGGUUAACAUAUUCCAGCGCUCUCACUCCCCCGAAAAAUCUUUUGUUCCCUUUAUCAAUUCGUUGACGAAGCAAGGCAUUUUGAAAGCUGAAGACGUGUCGUCAUUCUUCUUCCGGGUCUGCGCGGAAUCCAGCAUCAAUAGUUAUCUCAAGUGUGUCGAUGCCGGAGAAUUCGGAUUUGCUUUCCAGGCCUUAGAUGCAAUGUCCCGCUUGAUCGUCUACAUCAUCAAGUACCAUGGGGAUGCCUCUGGCGUGAACAAUGAUCAUGCGAAGGUUCACUACUUCACCAAGAUCCUCUCCAUCAUCGUCCUUGUCUUGGCGAACAUGCAUGAAGAGCAAGGUCCUGCAUUCCAGCAGAAGCCUUUCUUCAGGUUCUUCUCGAGCUUGUUGAAUGAUCUUCAUUCCAUCGAAUCCAGUCUCGGAAGCGUAUACUUCCAGCUUCUCCUCGCUAUGGGCGAUACUUUUAGCUCGCUGCAGCCCACUUAUUUCCCAGGUUUCGCCUUUUCAUGGAUGAGUCUCAUCUCCCACAGACUAUUCAUGCCGAAGCUACUGCUUUCAGAGAAUCGAGAGGGCUGGUCCGCGUUCCACAGGCUACUUAUCUCCCUCUUCAAAUUCCUUUCGCCUUUCUUGAAGGCAGCUGAUUUGCAGCCGGCAUCGAGAGACCUCUAUCGAGGAUCUCUGCGCUUACUUCUUGUCCUUCUGCAUGAUUUCCCUGAAUUCCUUAGCGAAUACUACUUCACGCUCUGUGACGCUAUCCCCCAGCGUUGCAUCCAAUUGCGCAACGUAGUCCUCAGUGCAUUCCCUCCUAGUGUCAUGCUGCCAGAUCCACACCUCCGCGAUCUAAAAUUUGAGUCCAUCACAGAAAUGGGUCCUAUACCCCCUAUCCUUUCCGAUUUCUCCUCCAUCCUGAAGACCGGCGAGUUGCGAGCCUAUCUAGACCAGUAUCUUCUUGGUCGCGGGUCACCGUCUUUCCUUCCUUCGCUCAAGGAUCGCCUACGCCUGCCUGCUGUGAACGACUCAUCGGAGACAUACAACCUUUCCCUGAUCAAUUCGCUGGUUAUGUAUAUCGGUGUCUCCUCCGUCGCCCAGGCCAAGGCUCGCAGCGGCAGCGUCCUCUUUGUUCCCAGCGAUCCCGGGGCUGUUGCUUUGCAAUAUCUUGCCAGCAACCUUGACACAGAAGGGCAACAUCAUCUCCUCAGCGCAAUGGUUUUGCAUUUGCGUUACCCCAACGCUCACACCCACUGGUUCAGCUCCUUGAUGCUGCACCUGUUCUACGAAGUCAAGGUCGAUCGUUUCAGGGAAGUGAUGACGAGAAUCCUCUUGGAACGUUUCCUUGUUUAUCGGCCUCACCCUUGGGGUGCCUUGGUCACCUUCGUCGAACUCCUCCGUAACCCCAAGUAUGACUUCUGGAACCAGGAUUUCAUUCAUCUCGCCCCCGAGGUUUCCUUCCUCCUCGACUCCGUGGCCAAAUCAAUUUUCCCGUAGACUGUUACCGCUAUCGACGUCGCUAUCUGUUCUAUAUAUCCUCUUGUUCUUUUUCUCUUUUGGGAUCUGUCCUCUCCUCAUCGCAUUUGUAUUGUAAUAUGACCUCGCAUUCCCCGUGUUCCAAAAGGUAUACGUAGCCAUCCGAACUUUGCUUACGGCCGGGUUUUACGCAUCCAACUACUGCUUAUCCUAACUGUGUUCUGUAUAUCCCAAUGUAUUACUCCUAAUACCAGUUGUUAUAAUCUAGAAUGCAUGAAUG
Messenger RNA from Somion occarium, 6732 nucleotides. NCBI's taxonomy places the organism in Eukaryota, Fungi, Basidiomycota, Agaricomycetes, Polyporales, Cerrenaceae. The record is from the annotation of a GenBank genome assembly.